UUUGAAUUUGUUAUUGGAGUAUAAAUUCAAUUGGGAUUCGUCACACCACCCUAAUUUGGACAGCCUCACAAAUGGAAACUCAUCAACUCUUUCAAACCAAAACCAACUCUAGAUUUAAACGAAUUUGUGUUUUCUGUGGUAGCAGCCCCGGCAAGAACCCAUCCUAUCAACUCGCUGCUCUUCAACUAGCUCAACAACUCGUGGAAAGAAACAUUGACUUGGUUUAUGGAGGAGGGAGCAUCGGCCUCAUGGGUUUAGUCUCUCAAGCCGUGCAUGAUGGUGGUUGCCACGUAUUAGGUGUGAUUCCGAAAACGCUGAUGUUAAGAGAGCUCACCGGAGAAACGGUGGGAGAAGUGCGACCUGUAUCCGGCAUGCACCAACGUAAAGCUGAGAUGGCCAAACAAGCUGACGCAUUUAUUGCCUUACCAGGUGGGUAUGGCACUCUAGAGGAGCUACUUGAAGUAAUCACUUGGGCUCAACUUGGAAUCCAUCAUAAACCCGUUGGGCUGUUGAACGUUGACGGCUAUUACAACGCCCUUCUCUCUUUUAUAGACAAAGCAGUGGCUGAAGGUUUUAUAACACCAGCUGCUCGUAACAUUAUUGUUUCUGCCCAAACUGCCCAAGAACUCAUCUUCAAGCUUGAGUUUGACUUUUAAUGAAGGAUUACAAGCCCAAGCACUGCGGAGUUGAAGGCUGGUGAUAUGAUGUAUGGGAGAUGGAGAUGGAGAUGAAGAAACAACACAAAUGGGUUUCAAAUUUAAAAAUUCAGAUAUUAAUUGCCCGUUGAGUUAGUUUCAUUAUUGUUUUGGACUAGCAUAAGAAAAUAAUAAUAAUAAAAAAAAAAUAGACAAUAACUUUUAUGUCUGUUUUUUGGUGUUCUGAGCUUGGUGACAUCAUAGUUUUGUUUGUUGUUGGCUGUGUUGAUCAUAUCAAGCGUCUUCAUAUAACUUGUAAAUUAAAUAUGUCUGCUUAGAUAUAAUAAAUAUGUGGCGGAACUGAUUCUUAUUACAUUGAUUGGAAUCAGUUAUCCUUCUUCAA
Molecule: messenger RNA, 1038 nt
Organism: Cucumis melo (muskmelon)
Lineage: Eukaryota; Viridiplantae; Streptophyta; Magnoliopsida; Cucurbitales; Cucurbitaceae
Product: cytokinin riboside 5'-monophosphate phosphoribohydrolase LOG7-like
Exons: 7
Coding region: 72-656 (194 amino acids)
Biological process (GO): cytokinin biosynthetic process
Cellular component (GO): nucleus; cytosol
Molecular function (GO): hydrolase activity, hydrolyzing N-glycosyl compounds
Source: RefSeq, a predicted model, not a curated record